This is a messenger RNA of Eurytemora carolleeae, 570 nucleotides long. Its product is annotated as zonadhesin-like. The record is from RefSeq and is a predicted model, not a curated record. The transcript has a single exon. Bases 1 to 570 code for a protein of 189 amino acids. Lineage: Eukaryota; Metazoa; Arthropoda; Copepoda; Calanoida; Temoridae.
AUGAUUACUCGUAUUAUCCCAAGGCUUACUCGUCCUAUCCCAAUGCGUACUCCGACUACCCCAAUGCGUACUCCGACUAUCCCAAUGCGUACUCUGGCUAUCCCAAUGCGUACUCCGACUAUUUCCAUGCGUACUCCGGCUAUCCCAAUACGUACUCCGACUAUCCCAAUGCGUACUCCGACUAUCCCAAUGCGUACUCUGGCUAUCCCAAUGCGUACUCCGACUAUUUCAAUGCGUACUCCGGCUAUCCCAAUGCGUACUCCGACUAUCCCAAUGCGUACUCAUACUAUUUCAAUGCGUACUCACACGAUCACAGUGCAUACUUAUACUAUCCCAUUGAUUAAUUGUAGUCUCCCAAUGCGUACUCCGACUAUCCCAAUGCGUACUCACACUAUCCCAAUGCGUACUCACACUAUUCCAAUGCGUACUCACACUAUCACAAUGCGUACUCACACUAUCCCAAUGCGUACUCACACUAUCACAAUGCGUACUCACACUAUCCCAAUGAUUGCUCGUAUUAUUCCAAUGCGUACUCCGACUAUCCCAAUGUGUAUUAUACUAUCUCAAUGA